Molecule: messenger RNA, 2840 nt
Organism: Papilio xuthus (Asian swallowtail)
Lineage: Eukaryota; Metazoa; Arthropoda; Insecta; Lepidoptera; Papilionidae
Exons: 13
Coding region: 229-2739 (836 amino acids)
Source: RefSeq, a predicted model, not a curated record
AUUCUGCGAAUGGCGUCGGUCGGUACAUCUGUCAUGUUGUGUACGUUGUGAAUAUCCUGUCAAAAACAAAUCUUGUUUUGUGCUAUGUGAUUUAUAAGACUGCUAGUAAUAAGGAUACAUAUCAUUAACAAUUGCGUGCAUAACUAUAGUCAUGAAGGUCGACAGUUAAAAGCAUAUUGCCGUUACGAUAUACACUUCGAAUCAGAUUAUUCUAUAUUUUAAGACACAAUGACAUCAAAUCGAGAAGAUGGUCCCGUAUAUUAUAGAGAAAUACAAAAGAAUGCAUUCCUUAAAAGGAUUCCGAAUGAUGUUAAUAUUAGUAAACUAAGACCACUUGGCAAUAAGAAGCAACAACUAAAACCUAUGUGGACGUUAUUUUGUGUUCACAACGGCAGGACACCGUUCCUAGAACAAUACCCUGAACCAGACUCUCCGACUACGUUGACACAUCGUCCUACAUGGAGAGUCUGUCUGAAGUCAGCAAGACAUGUCACAGCCAGUGUCAAACCUCAUUCAGGUGAUGAAUAUGACUUCCUGAUAGAUACAGAACAGGGUCCUGUGAGAAUGUUAGCUCCGGAUUGGGAUUCAAUGCAGGAAUGGGUUACUACUCUUAGGAAUAAAUUGCAUGAACUAAAAAUUCUAAGUAAAGGGGAGAAUGUGUACUGCGCAGCCCCCGUGGCACCAGCACCCCGAGCGGCGGCACGUGACCCCACUUCUCCCCUGCCGCCUACCCCACCAGUGCCACCUGAUAGAGUACCAGGUAUAGAAUUAACCACACAAACAACCCGACAAUCAGAAACCAGUGAACCAAUUGAAUCAACAGAAACCCAAGCAAUCCGAACACAAUCGGAACCUCAACCUGAUGAUAUAUCACAUUGGGAUGUAUUACCAAGUACAAGUCAAAGCGAACCAAAAAGUGUUACAAAAAUCUGUGGACAAAAUAUAUGUUUAGAUGAUUCUAUAUUAAAAAGAAAUACAGAAGUCACUGACAGUGAUGAAGAGUUUUUCCAUGAAAUAGACGGGAUACAUGAAUCUAUUGGAAAUUUAUUAAUCGAUGAAAAUAAAUAUAAACAAAGAGUUGUUGUUACUAAUGGUGAUGAAACAAAUAAUGGAAUAGAAUCACAAAGUGUCCCACAGAGAACAAAUAUAACUGUUAUACAAGUGUCAAAUAAAGGCCCUCCGCAUACAGCUAUACCAGUCUUAGGUCCGGAGACAGAUGUCUUUGACUUCAAUAUACAACAAGUCACAGUGUCACCUGACACAGGUCAAAAUGACCAGCAUAGCUUUAUUAAUAUAGUCAAUACUGAAAUUAACGUUCAAAAUACAAAUGACAAUGACUAUGGGACUAUUUUCUCCAAAAACGACUCGGAAUACGGACAUCUAAGUUUGACAACAACUGUCAGUCUGACAGGCGAGGCUGUCAAAGUGACAGGCGACAUUUACGAGAGGCUAUGCAUGGCGUCGACGUCCAGAGACAAACCGACAUCGCCAUUGCCGGUGAAUAAAAUAAAAAAUAUAGAUAAAAUCAGGAAAUCAUCUUUACCGAAUUUGGAAUUGGCCGCGGAAUCGGCGUAUGAAUAUUUAUUUCCUAAUUCUAGUCAGAAUAAUAAUAUUAGGAAUACAACGAAUGUAACAAUGAAUGAAACACAAACUACAAAUGGAAUUCGUUCAGAAAUUAAUUCCAAUUCAAAUGAGAGUCGAACGAAUUUAGUGAAUGUGAUAACUCCGGUACAAUCUGUUAGUAAUUUGAGCUCUAAUUCAAGGGCUUUAAGGACUAAUGUUGAAAGAUCUCACAGUCAGAACGCGUGUGAUGGUGCUAUAAGAUUGAAAGAAAAUUUAUUAAGAAAAGUACAUAAUAAUAGUCCGAAAAGAGAAGCUAAAAAUGAUAAAACUGAAUCUCCCAAACCUAUAUGGAAGCGUGGUCUUACAGAGCUCUCAUUAUUGAGUCGACUGAGAGGUUUAGGUAUAAACAAGAGACAGGAGAGUCCAACACGACAAGAUGACUCCGGAGACAGGGUUGUGACAUCUCCGGUCAAAGUAAUCCAUAGAUCCAGACCUCAAGGAAGAAUAGACAGCAGUAGGAGAAGAAGCAAUUCACUAAGUAAUGGACAGUCGCCCCCAAACCCAGUGACUGCGACAGGUAUGAUGGCGCCGCUGCGCGCUCGGCAAGCGGCCGCACUGCGCGCCGAGCAGCGCCGGGGGGCGGCUGUAGCUACAUCAUUGUCAAUCAGAGACCCACCAAUAUUUGUGGAAUAUGAACGACAUGUUUGGAUAGCACGAUGGGGUGUGAACGGUGCUCGGUGUGGAGGUCGCGCUGGUGACCGGGUGGGUGCGCUGGCGGGAGCUCAGCCCACCAGCGCCGCCCACGCCCGCACGCUGCUCAAGACUGCGCACACACCACUUGUAGACAUAUUAUUCCAUCGCGUGCCUCUCGGUAAAAUAUACGUGAUAAGUAAACGAGAUAGAGAAAAUAUAGGUAUAAAAUUAGACAGUGAAUGUGUUAUAUCAUCAGUUGUGGGAGGAUCUUGUGCUAGUAGGGCAGGUAUUCCUCCGCAGGGAAAAUGGGCUGUUACUGAAGUGAAUAACAGACCUAUAGAUUUAUUAAAGGGUGGUGAAGAAGAAAUGAACCGUUUAAGUAUGCAUGGUACAGAAGUAUCCAUCCUCAUACAGCCAGCAGCUUUUGUGAAGAAAUUAAGAGCAGCUAUCAAAUCAAAUAAGUCUUUAUUGGCUAUAAGAUAAGGUUCAAAAUGAUGUACACAUAUGUAGGUAUAACGCAGUACAUUUUUAAUUUAUUUAUAUUUUCAACCUUAAUUCAUAUGUAACUAGCUAUUGCCCGCGGC